AUGGAGCAACCUGGCGGAGAAAUACGGAGAGUUGUCUGCUUCCCGCCUGACGGCAAGUUGGACACCGUGGCCAAGAUACUCCACGUGGGCGAAAAGGGCGGCGUGUACUAUGUCAACGAAAAGGGCAAGCGCAUCUAUCUCAAAAAGUACCAGUACAAGCAACUGCUCGAACAGCACCAACUCAACGGCGCCGUCAACAUCGGCACGCUGGAUUUCGACAGCAUCUCGCCCAAGCACUCACUGGCAACGCUGGACAACCCGUUGGCGGUCCCGCGCCUGCAACGAGAGGACGCGGAAGACCACGCGGCAGCAUCAACAGGGGGCGUGGUGGCGGCAGCACCGCUGGAACACCACCCGCGCGAUCGCCCAUGCAGCAACAACAGCAAUCGCCCCAAUAUUCACCGGCGCCCAUGA
Molecule: messenger RNA, 414 nt
Organism: Acanthamoeba castellanii str. Neff
Lineage: Eukaryota; Discosea; Longamoebia; Acanthamoebidae
Exons: 2
Coding region: 1-414 (137 amino acids)
Source: RefSeq, a predicted model, not a curated record